Molecule: messenger RNA, 1782 nt
Organism: Elaeis guineensis (African oil palm)
Lineage: Eukaryota; Viridiplantae; Streptophyta; Magnoliopsida; Arecales; Arecaceae
Source: RefSeq, a predicted model, not a curated record
GAUACCCUCGAACUCUCUCUCUCUCUCUCACGCUCACACACAAACCCUAUCCCGAGGCGAAGCCAUGCCGAGGAGGCGGAAGCAACCCUCAUCCGCCAUGAGGGGUAUCUUCACCCGAAGCCAAUCCCAGAUCUUCCUCCACCGCACCCGCUCCGGCCGCGACUGGGCCAACCCCGAUCCCGGUCGCCGCCGCCACCUUCUCGCCUCGUUCGCCCUGCCGCCGUCCCCCCUCCCCACAUCCACCGCCGCCACCGGCGACGUCCUCCUCGCCUCCGUCAAGGAUCUCCGGGCCAGAAGGGUCUUCUCCCCCGCCUCCAUCCCCAUCGAGACCUCACCUGAUCCGAUGGCCACGAACAAGCCUGACGAUGAUCGGCAGGACGGGAUUGAUCAAUUGGAGAAGGAAGCGACCGAAGAGGAGGGGAGUGGAGAAGUUGAUGAGGCCUCGAACAUAUUUGGUGGAUCUGGUGAUGCUUUUGUCCAGAGUACACCACCUGCUGGGAUCAUAUCCUUGGGGCCUGAUCCGGCUCCUGGAGAACGAGAAACGGAGGUUCCUCCCAUCGAUCAACAGACCGAUAACUUGGGGUCUGAUAUAGCUUCUGGAGAUCAAGCAAUUGGGAUUUCUUCCAAAGAUCAAAGGGCCGAUGCGAAGUUGGACUCGGGGAACCCUCUAAAGAGGAGAGAAGGACUUGCUCCAUGCUCACGUUCGAAGCUGUUUAGGAAUCCAAGUUCUUUUAGCUACAGAAGACUGUUGCCAUUUCUUAUGGAUCUAGAGAAAGAGAGUUCAAGUGGUUUAAAAAUCCUUCCUUGCCAGAAUGCUGUUGAAGUGGAAAGAAUAAUGGAAGAAAAGCCAAAACCACCACAACUUCAGUUGGGAGGCUCUGAGGGUUCCUUGACUGAAAAAUUGAGUGACAAUUGGAAUUUUGAUGAAAAUCCAGUCAACAAAAGUUCCUCCUUGAAAACUUCUGGAGAGGAUGUUUAUGAUAUGACAACAAUGAUAUCACCACUGCCUGAUUCUGGCAAUGGACGAGCAAUGCAAGUUGAUGAGGUUAAAUCAGAAACUUAUUUCGAAGAUCCUAUUCUUGAAUCACGGAUGUUACAUAACUCAUAUUUGUCUCCUCCCGUCAUUCAUGAAGAUCUAUCAGUUGACGAGUUGGCUGGUAAUGUGCAAGCCCUCUCAUACCUGCCAUCAGAAGUUGAUGUGGGCUGCAGAAUGAUGUUGCCAUUAUUGAAUAUGGAUCCGAAGCCUCCUCAAAGGGAAUCUCAGUUAGAAGUCGUCCAUUCUGCGGCAAGACAUGUCCUUGCUCCGAAAAGAGGGAUUUUAAAGAGAUAUGGGAGAGGAUGCAAAGGUAUCUGCAUGUGUUUGGAAUGUGCCACUUUUCGAAUCCAUGCAGAUCGGGCAUAUGAAUUCUCCAGGAAACAGAUGGACGAGGCAGAUGAAAUCAUAGUGGGACUGAUGAAAGAGCUGGCAAAUCUCAGAAAUCUAGUGGAUAAAACUAUUAUACCAAUGGUUGGUGGUGGAAGCUCCACAAUUCUUCAACUCAAUCGGGAACUGCUAAAAGGAGCUUGCCAAAGAGCCUCCAGAGCAGAGGAGGUAGCAAAUAACGGUCGCAGAAAAAUGUUUAAUGACCUCAACAUACACUGCAAAAUCCCUGGACCAAGGGUGACUUUUGCAGAAUGUGUUGAACAAAGCAUCACUCCGUAAUGUAACAGCAGCGAUGAUAGGUAACAGGGGGAAAUGUUGUCUUUAUGCUGUGUUUUCCUCCUGCAAGUUUCUGCGGUAAC